Camellia sinensis is the source of this 923-nucleotide messenger RNA. RefSeq names its product Adenine nucleotide alpha hydrolases-like superfamily protein. NCBI's taxonomy places the organism in Eukaryota, Viridiplantae, Streptophyta, Magnoliopsida, Ericales, Theaceae. The record is from RefSeq and is a predicted model, not a curated record.
ACAAUCCAGCGGUUUACGUGAAUGAUUCACGGGUCUUACGUUCUAUUCAAUUCUCUGCACUCAAUUGUGUUUGCUUUUUUCUCUCGCAGUUCUGGUUUUUCCUUCUCUUUCUCCGACUGUCCGAGAAAAUAGCUGAUCGAUUUAUAAAGACAGAAAAUUGUAGCAGAGAGAGAGAGAGAGAGAGAUGGAAGGAGACAGGAGAGUGGGUGUGGCGGUGGAUUUCUCGGCGUGCAGUAGGGAAGCACUGAAGUGGGCGGUGGAUAACAUUGUCCGGAAGGGGGAUCACCUUAUCCUCGUCACCAUACGCCCCCACGUUUACGAAGAGGGCGAGAUGCAGCUCUGGGAAACCACCGGCUCCCCCCUAAUCCGUAUGAGUGAUUUCUCUGACCCCAACCUAAUGAAGAAAUAUGGGGUGAAGACUGACCCUGAGACUUUGGAUAUUGUCAACACUGCUGCUAGGCAGAAAGAGCUUGUGGUGCUUUUGAAGAUCUACUGGGGAGAUGCUCGGGAGAAGAUUUGUGAGGCGGUUGAUAAUAUUCCUCUCACAUGCCUUGUCAUAGGGAAUAGAGGGCUCAGCACGCUCCAAAGGGCUCUCAUGGGCAGUGUUAGCAACUAUGUGGUGAACCAUGCUUCUUGUCCGGUUACAGUCGUGAAGCACUCUGAUCAUGACUGAUAUAUGCUGCUGCAAUGCAGUGUCUGAUUAGGAGUACUCCUAUAGGUCGCAUGAAUGAAUUUGUAUCCAUUGGGUCAGACUGUUUUUGUAACUUGAUUUUUGGAUUUUUGGAUUCAAGUCAUGUAUAUUUUGCAUGUGUGUGCAAUGCUUGUUUUGUAAGCUAUAACUCAUCUCCCAUGGUGGGGUUGUUCUUUGCUCCAAUUUGGUACUGUUUGAUGGAGGAAUAAAUUUUGUUUCUGUGCUCUAAUAA